Thrips palmi is the source of this 2385-nucleotide messenger RNA. RefSeq lists its product as uncharacterized. Lineage: Eukaryota; Metazoa; Arthropoda; Insecta; Thysanoptera; Thripidae. The transcript has 10 exons. The record is from RefSeq and is a predicted model, not a curated record. The coding region runs from base 110 to 1648 and encodes 512 amino acids.
CCGUAUUUGUCGUGAGUGCGUCAACUUACUAACUGCGUGUCAAAAACAAGUUUAACCCUGUCAGUCGGCAUCUUAGUGAAAUUGCGUCGCAAUUCGGAAGUGCGGGAAGAUGGCCUCUAAACCAUUCACGACAGUUACUUUCCUCAAUGAGGAUCGCACUGAGGAACUCUGCAGUGAGGCAGUACCAAACUCAUGGGUUUUUGAACAUGGAACAAGGGCCUACUGGCCGGAUCCCCCUAAGAAAGGGCACUCCGACCCCAGGAGUAAAAUGGUUAUGACCCUACAGAAGCCGGACACUAGCUGGCCUUCAUACCCUUGUAAAGUCCGUCACUCUUUUGACAAAUAUAAGAAAGCUAGAGAGGCUGCCAACAAACAGAACGAUGAAACAGAUACAGUAGUAACAGAGCCAAGUGAUUUAGAGGGAGUGAAAAGAAAACGGAAAAGGAAUACUAGGUAUGACAACAGCAGCAGUGAUGAAGAAGUCCAAGUGAAAAAGAAGCAUAAGCAUAAGAAGAAGAGGAAGCACGUUGUGUAUACAGAUGAUGAAGAAGAGGAUCAGUCUGUAAGCACAAGUGAGGCAAACCUACAAGCAAAAAUUCAGGAUCUUCUAAAAUUAAAGGAGAAGCCACAUUCCUCACAAAGACAACCUGGUAAAACUCUGCUCAAAGUAUCUGCCAAAGAAAAUACUCCAACUACUAGUAAGCAACAAUCUAACUCCGAUGUAGGAAUGGGAAUGACAAGCCGUCUAGGUACUCGUACAGUUGUAAGGACUGCUAGCCUUACUCAAAUAAUUGGCAACACUAACUCAAAUAAACGAGCUGAUUUUACUCAGACUUCAGGUCCUGGAGCUAGUUCCUUAUCGCCUUGUCAUGAAUCAGUUCCGGAGACUUUGGGAGAUGGUUCCAUCACUGAGGAACUAAGAAGUUCAUUUUUUGAUGCAUUAAAUGAAUCUAUACAAAAUAAAGAUACUGCUUCUCAACAAAGUGGUAGCCGCUCCCCAUCAAAACUGUCCACAGAUGAAAAUGUUGGUGAUGCUAAUGAUGGAGGCUCUGUCAAAGACUCUGAGUCUAAAGGAGCUGCAGGUACUGGCGAUGACAUCUCUUCCAUAGGCAACCCUCCACUUAAAAUGCAUUCAACCAAGUCUGUGGAGGAACGAGUCAGAAGCAGUCUAAUAUCCGAACUCUCUAGCAAAGUAGAUAUGGUCUUGCUGAACCAGGCCAGGCUCUUUUCCUUGCUUGCCCCUGAGGAGGAAUUUGUGGAGAGGCCUCCCAAUCUGCCCCCCACUCCUCUCAAAAGUGUCAAGGCCUUCUCAGAGUUCGAAGUUUUUUUAACAAAACCAGUCAAUGCUGAUACCUUGGUCACCCAUUUGAAACUUUGUGUCAUGGAUUCUGCUUCUGAGAGAGAUGCUACUGCAGCUUUAUUGAAAAUGCUUAUAUCAAAUAAUUUGUCCAGAGCCCUCAGUUGGGCUGGGAGAUGUGACAAGGAAAAAUUCAGCACUUCUAAGCUAAUGAAUGUAAUAUCACGUGUUAUUUUGAAAGUUUUUCCCAAAAGCAGGCUGGUGGAUUGCAAGAACAAAGUGCAGAGGUGGCUUGAAACCAGCAGCCAAAGAAAGCCUGACAGUGACUCUGACUCUGAGAAGCUUGAUUAAUGAUUGUUGAUCAUCAUAAGAUAUAUAGUUUACUCACUCUUUUGGCUGCUGUACUUCGCUCCAAUUAGGGUGCUGUUUUUUUUUCAAUGUCAUGGGCGAGCAAGGCAUUCAUGCAUCAUUCAUAUAGCUGCGUUUCUCCUGUCAAGAAGUUUGAAUUUUCCCACAGCAAUGUAAAUGUUUUUUAAAAAGAAGUACUGAGUAGCUAAUAAUAUGACAUUAGGUGUGAAGCUGUGAAGUUUUUAGUUUGACUAUUUUUACUUUGUUUGUUUUCUAAUUGUUUAUCAUUUGUUCUGCUGCAGCAGUGUCCUUUUGUUUAUGUUUUUCUCCCUCAUGAUAUUAUUUAUGUUGCUACUUUGGAAGUGCCACCUGGACACCGUCUCAUGAAGCCUGUGAUAAAUAUGUUUAAGUUCCUUUUCCUCUAAACGCUUCAAAUGUUUGGACACCGUCUCAUGAAGCCUGUGAUAAAUAUGUUUAAGUUCCUUCUCCUCUAAACGCUUCAAAUGUUUAAAUAAAAUUGUUGUCAUAAGUCAUGUCAUAAGUUGUUAAAUUUUUCAUGUAUCCAAUCCUGUUUUUUUUUUUAUCUCGAAGCAAAACUAGAAAAGCGCAAGCCUGCACUCUAAGAGGUCAUUUCGAGAUCAUAAAUGAGUCUGGAUUGACUCUAAAAUGAAGUCACUUGCGGUCGUCACAUUUGGGUCAUUUUGGGGUCAGAUGAGCUGAAAAUGACUCACGCGUGACGU